AGUCCCGGGCCGGGGACUCGGAAGAGCGCGCGGCCGCGAGCCGGGCCGGGCUGGGCACAGCGCCUUUUGUCCCCAGAGCCUCCUGCAAGUUCGCUGCGGGACGCGCGCGGGCGGCCCGACGUCGCCGGCAUGGGCAGCGGGUUCGGCGCGGGGGGCGUGCUGCUGGCCCUGGCCGCGGGGCUGCUGGCCUCUGGCUCGGCCAGCGAGUACGACUACGUGAGCUUCCAGUCGGACAUCGGCGCAUACCAGAGCGGGCGCUUCUACACCAAGCCGCCGCAGUGCGUGGACAUCCCGGCGGACCUUCGGCUGUGCCACAAUGUGGGCUACAAGAGGAUGGUGCUGCCUAACCUGCUGGAGCACGAGACCAUGGCCGAGGUAAAGCAACAGGCCAGCAGCUGGGUGCCCCUGCUCAACAAGAACUGCCACAUGGGCACGCAGGUCUUCUUGUGCGCGCUCUUCGCCCCCGUGUGCCUCGACCGGCCCAUCUACCCGUGCCGCUGGCUCUGCGAGGCCGUGCGCGACUCCUGCGAGCCCGUCAUGCAGUUCUUUGGCUUCUACUGGCCCGAGAUGCUCAAGUGCGACAAGUUCCCCGAGGGGGACGUCUGCAUCGCCAUGACCCCGCCCAAUGCUACCGAAGCCUCGAGACCCCAAGGUACGACUGUGUGUCCUCCAUGUGACAACGAGUUGAAAUCUGAGGCCAUUAUUGAGCACCUCUGUGCAAGCGAGUUUGCACUGAGGAUGAAAAUAAAAGAGGUGAAAAAAGAAAAUGGUGACAAGAAGAUUGUCCCCAAGAAGAAGAAGCCCCUGAAGUUGGGACCCAUCAAAAAGAAGGAACUGAAGAGGCUGGUGCUGUUCCUGAAGAAUGGGGCCGACUGCCCGUGCCACCAGCUGGAUAACCUGAGCCCUCACUUCCUCAUCAUGGGCCGGAAGGUGAAGGGCCAGUACCUGCUCACGGCUAUUCACAAGUGGGACAAGAAGAACAAGGAAUUCAAAAACUUCAUGAAGAAGAUGAAAAACCAUGAGUGCCCCACUUUUCAGUCAGUCUUUAAGUGAUUCCAACUGGUGGGGGGUAGGGAGCGGUGUGGGUGGGGGAGAGGUUGGACAGUGGAUGCUCCUGGGGGCUGUGAUCGCACACACACUGCUCCUGUUGGUGCAGUGGGUGUGGACGCUGCAAUCAGCUGGCUUUGUUCUCACAGCUUCCCCACCCUUCCCUUCCUAGCACCUCACACCCCAGGAUAGCCAGGUCAGGUAAGGAGGGCCACUCAGCUUAGGAAGGCUUUGGACAGCUGCAGCGGGAAAUGGCAAGCAUAGCACAAAGGGGCAGACCCGUUGCACCCAGAGACACAGACACUAAAAGAGAAAGUUUCUGGAUAAGUCCCAGUUUCAAAAAAAGAGGGAUCAGGCAAAAAGUGAGAGGGUAUCAAACUGUCAUGGAGGUUGUGAAUUGCUUAUGGAUUUAUUGGCUAACCUGGGCCUUGGAACUAGUGCCUUUUAGCUAUUGGUGAGUCCCGUCGCUUUCAGUUUCAGGGUAAGUUCUCUUUCUGUCUGCAUUAGAUAGGAACAAAUGCAUCCAGGCUUAUCAUAUAAGAUCUGUUCAGAAAGUAACAGGUGCAGGGAUGCAAAGCACUCAUGAAGUAUAUAAUUGUGGGAAUGAAGGGACCAGGAGGAAGGUGACUGCCUGCUGAGCCCUCGGGCCUUGUGAGUGUCUCAUGGUGAGUCAGCCAUGGUCAGAUGCCCUGGCCAUGGAGGCUCCCAUCAGCCCUCUACAUAACCUGCUCUCCAGAUACUUAGAGGGCUGGAAAGAAAGAAGAACACAGAGGGCAGGAGGAAGAGGAGCAUUUUCAGGGUGAGGAGGGAGUGGUUAAUAGUUUUCCAAAGACAGUUAAAGAAGAAAAAAAGAUUCAAAAUUAAAACAGUUGAGCAAAUAACUAGCUGGGUGAAUUGUGAAGUUGGAUGAAGAGCUUUGUAUGCUAAUUGGAUUUGUUUAUUCAUUUCACAUUUUUUAAAAAAAACAAUGGUAAGACAAAAACCCACUUACUUUUCAAGGUUUAAAAAGCAUUGAGCAUUUGAAGAGUGAACAAAGUCCAAGUUCUCCUGAUCAACUUGUGGCUGCUCUUGAGAGUGGUGGCUCUCCAAUCUCCCCGGGCAUUUUUAGUAGGAGGAGGAUUCACCCAGCAGCGAAAGGCCAGCUUUGGACCCUCCUUCCUGGGCAGCCUCAGUCACCCUGGAGCCAGUACUACCAGGACAGUUUCACGGUGCUUCCCAUCUCUGCUUUCCUAUGAAGAAGCCAGUUCAUUUUAGCUUGGUUGCCCAUAGAUCAAAGAGAUUCAGAGCAUCCUGCCUGCCUGACCCCUCCAUGUUUCAGUUUUCCAUGUCUCAGCAGGAAAAUUGACACAGGGUCCCUAUCCAAGAAGAGAGUUUUGAAGACAAACCAUCUCUGGUUUUCCCAAAUGCCUGCAGAUGUCCCCCAAAGCCAUUAUGCUUUAGCAAUAAUGUAAAUAAAGUAGUUCUCUAGAAAA
Molecule: messenger RNA, 2519 nt
Organism: Heterocephalus glaber (naked mole-rat)
Lineage: Eukaryota; Metazoa; Chordata; Mammalia; Rodentia; Bathyergidae
Gene: Sfrp1
Product: secreted frizzled related protein 1
Biological process (GO): non-canonical Wnt signaling pathway; canonical Wnt signaling pathway
Molecular function (GO): Wnt-protein binding
Source: RefSeq, a predicted model, not a curated record